This is a messenger RNA of Lepisosteus oculatus (spotted gar), 1015 nucleotides long. The record is from RefSeq and is a predicted model, not a curated record. Lineage: Eukaryota; Metazoa; Chordata; Actinopteri; Semionotiformes; Lepisosteidae.
AACUAAGAGCCCUUCCCUUUCACCUCUCUGUGACCCCUCUCCAGAUGCCAGCACACUGUAUCGCGCACGUACUGAGUACCAGAGUGAAUUCCACAAGUUCCUCAACACCCCUCACCAAGAGAAGGACCUUGUGUUUGAGCUGAUCCAGGUGGUUGAGAAGGGAAGGGGAAUUCUGGAGAAGCACCUGAAGGGGUUCAUAGAGACAGGACUUUGUCCAAACACGUGUGGGCUGAUGUAUCAGAGAGUCAUGAACUGUUCCUCCUGUCACCCGGCGGUACGUACCUGUGUGUCUCCCACUGCUGCGGAGAGCUGUGGAGUGUACAGAAUCCAGGUGCCCGAGGGAGGCCAGGCUGUGCUAAACUGCUUCCUGCCUUGGCACAGCCUCACCAUAGGCAAGGCAGAGUACCAGUACUCCUGGGCACCCAACCUGACUGCUUCCAGCGAAGGGGAUUUUGAGGUGGUGAUAGCGACCCCAGAUGCCCGGGUUGUGCUGAACCAGGUGCGGAUGGAGGAGGGGGGAGUGUACCGCUGCCUCCUGCUGUCCACCAACGGCACUAUCCUCACUCGCAUCCUGUUCCUGCUGCGUGGUGAGUCCCAGGGCCAGGGAGGCAGAGCAGCUGCAGUGAUAAGACUGGAAACAUGAUCUGUCACAGUCCUGACAGCUUGAUGUCUUUCACACUUUCAGUCAAGUACAAACUCGGUCCACAUCCAAACUGGAACAGACUCAAACUCACAGAUGCGGUUUGGCUUGGCGUGGUGCAAGAUGCUUAGCCAGACACAGUUGCUCAUGCAGGAGGCUGAACCUUUAUAUGCUGGCACUGUACGGGUGGGGAGGUGCUCUUUUUCAUUUGGGUGGGUUCUUUUUGGGGGGUAGCUCUUCAACACAUUUACACUUGUGACUUUCCUCCAAUUCUCCCUCACUAUCCAGCUCUGAUUCCCUGUUCACUUUCUCUCCCUGUUCUCUCUCUCUUAUCAUUCUCCUCUCUUCCUCUCUCUCACCCCCUCUCUCUCACCU